Molecule: messenger RNA, 839 nt
Organism: Impatiens glandulifera
Lineage: Eukaryota; Viridiplantae; Streptophyta; Magnoliopsida; Ericales; Balsaminaceae
Product: probable RNA-binding protein EIF1AD
Exons: 5
Coding region: 190-714 (174 amino acids)
Biological process (GO): translational initiation
Cellular component (GO): nucleus
Molecular function (GO): translation initiation factor activity; RNA binding
Source: RefSeq, a predicted model, not a curated record
CUAAAAUCUCUUUGGUUUCUUCUUCCCCGAACGAACAACGGCGGCACAAACCAUUACCGGCGGCUUCCUCUCUCACAAAGAAGAUACGCAAUUUUGGCCUGUCUCUGCCUUCAAACACCGACAUUUAUCUAACUUUCCAUUGUUGAAAUCUAUCAAAGCAAUUGGGAAAACCGUGUCAAGUGAAUUGCCAUGAAAGGAGGAAGAAAGAAUCUGAAGCAAGCAGCUCAGCAGGAGGAUUUCACUCUUCAACAAGGCCAGAGCAUAAUGCAAGUCGUCUCACUUCGAGGUUCCAAUCUCAUUGAGGUAAUGGAUGAUAAAGGUGAUAAAGCUCUAGCACGGUUUCCAGCUAAAUUUUUCAAGAGCAUGUGGACAAAGAUAGGGAACUUUGUUGUUGUUGAUGAAAGUGGAAGAGAGGAGGCAAUUGAAUCGGGUGGAAAAGUUUCGUGCGUUGUUUCUCAAGUCCUAUUUCAUGAACAAGUCCGAAAUCUUAAAAACGCUCCAGCAUGGCCAGAAGUAUUCAAACCGAAAGAUACAAAAAAUGCUAGCAUAGAACAAACUACAUUGUUGCAGGUAGAUGAAGAAUUGAAAUCAAGUGAUAAUGAAGAAGACAGCGAUGAUGAUGACGAUCUCCCUCCAUUGGAAGCCAAUACAAAUAGGUGGAGGCCACCAGUGUGGAAAUCAGAUAGCGAAACAGAUAGCGAAAAAGAAUCUUAGAUUUUGUAUGGAUAAAGGUAUAUUUCUUCAAGCUUAUGGCUGUUCCUUGGAUAAUGUUAUUCAUUAAUAAUCUUAUCAGUUAUAAUGUUUCCUUCUCAAUUGAAAACUGUUUUUUAUGUUUUUCA